AUGGUGAAUCUAACACUCAGUAAAACAUGGCAAAUCCUCGGCCCAUUCUCUAUUGGAAUGCGUGAACAAGAUUUUGGUUCAGAUCCUUUAGAAGCCUAUGGCGGAUUCUACCGACUGCCUUAUUCUGAACAAGCCAAGUACCCCUCUGAGCUGGUUGAAGGAGGUUUGGUUAGCUGGAGCUCUGUUGAGGCCAUAGAAGGUCAGGUAGGCCCGAUAAAUUUUCCUCAUGUGCGUUGGCAAGAAAAUACAGUUCCAUUCGGAUGGUCGAUUGAGCAGUAUCAAGCAUGGGCACGUACAGUACUUGUAUUGGAUCAGCCGACGACGUUCUUGAUGCAAGUUAAAGGAGUCUCGGAAUUCUAUAUUAAUACCACUCGCUAUUCAGGAGACUGUUAUGGAUAUGGAACAAUACGCCAUGUUAUUAGGCUUGAAAAAGGUUUACACAUGAUUCAAGUGAGAAUGAUCCAUGAUGUACGAGUCAACGGUGGAGGCCAUUACCCACCCCAGUGCAGCUUCCGUGUCUUUCUUGAUAAGAUUGAGAAUUCUGAAUUGGAUGGGGGUGUGGUGUGUUUAAAAGAUUAUACAUCUUUGGAGGUAGAGCAUGAUAUACUGGUUCCUUCUUAUCUGGCUGAUUUGGGGUUUGCAGGCCAGUACGGAAGUGUAUCGCUCCAAAACUAUGGUCUGUCUCCUCUGAGAAUAAAAUCCAUUACCGUACAAUUGACCAGAGAUGAUCAGGGUUUGAAUGGCCAGGAAGAAUGUGAGACAGUAUCUGGCUUGAUUGAUUCCAAGAGUGUGAUCAUUGCACCAGGACAGGCAUGCUCUGUUGGAUUCAGUUUCUAUCUCAAGACACCCGUAGCAGAUGUGACUGAUCUAAAGAUGGCACUUUUGAUCCAAACCGUAAUGGAGACCCAAACAGCUGAAAAGAUAUCUAUGUUGGUAGCUACUGUCAACAUUAAGCCAGUAGAUUGGACCAACUCUGCAUUCUGUUACACUUUUACGGACUAUGAUGGCACAGUACAAUAUGCCAUGGCAAAGAAACCCCGUAUACUAGACACUGACCCCACUAAACCCAUCUUGCUUGCUCUGCAUGGUGCUGGUGUACAAGCAAACUCUGAAUUUUGGACCGAAUCCAUUCGUACCCAGCAGAAUUCUUGGAUUGUAUUUCCUACAGGUCGUACACCAUGGGGUUACGAUUGGCAUGGUCCUAGUAUGAAGAAUGCAUUUAAAGCACUCGAGAGCCUCUCGUCAAUCAAAGAUUUAAUUACUCCAGUAAAUACCAGCAUUGACAAUAGCGAUGACUGGGUCUUGGUGAGCACCUCUUUACAGGGUAAUCAGACCCAUAAAGAUAAAGAAGUGUGGGUAGUUGGUGAUGUUAAUCGUGUGAUUUAUAUCGGCAAGCAUUUGUGGUCAAUAGGACACAGUAAUGGUGGACAGGGUGCAUGGUAUCUUGGAUCACAUUACCCUGACAAAGCAAUUGCAGUGGUUCCUGCCGCCGGUUACAUCAAGAUUCAAGAUUAUGUUUCGUACGCCAAUUGGAAUGGGUCUUCCUAUGCUGAUCCAUUAUUAAGAGGACUACUGGAAUGUGCUAUUGCUGAAUACAACAAUGAUUUACACCUUAGUAAUAUGAGAGGCUUGGCAGUCUUACCACGCGUUGGGAGUGAAGAUGAUAAUGUACCGCCGCUACAUACACGAAAAUAUUGUCGUCUUUUGAACGAGGUGGCCAAAGAUCCUUGUGCAAUCAGUGUAUCCGAAGUACCGGAGAAGGGACAUUGGUGGAGCAGUGUUCUGGACGAUGAUAUUAUUCAGAAAUUUCUUGACCAACAGAUACAGAAGGGUACAAAAGAUGUGCCUGAUUGGAAGGAUUUUAUGGUAUCGGUAAUAAAUCCGGCUGGAACUGGCAGUGUUAGGGGAAUUGAAGUGGAGCAACUUGAUAUUCCUUUUAGACUUGGAAAAAUAAAGGCUUCAAAGCUAGCCAGUCAUCAGAUUUCUUUAAAAACAGUCAAUGUGUCGGCUUUUAAGAUACAUCCCUGGCUUGGUACAUGGACCGAGCUCGUGGUGGAUGGCCAGGUGUUUUAUUAUGCGGACACAACGACUGACUCGGUUCUGUUUGUUAAGGAUUACAAAGGUAGUCCGUGGAAGAUUGUAGAUCAAGUUAGUUGGCCUCCAAGCGGGAUAAGAAGCAAGGCGACAUAUGGGCCUAUACACCGGAUGUAUGAGUCUAGCCGACCUUUGAUCAUCCGGGUGCCCAGUGAUGUUCGAGGAUCUCUAAAGAUGAUAUUCAAACAUACGGCUCUUCAGUUGAGCCAUGAUUGGUAUCUGUAUGGACGUGGAAAUACACUGAUUAUUGGAGACCAAGAAGAAGUUCCGGUGACAGAGAGCUGUGAGUUAUCAUUCCAGAUCUACCUUGGUCUCCCUAGUCAGAACCGGGCAUUGAGGUGUCUGCUGGACCGAGUUCCAAGCGAUAUAAGCUUGACUGAAACAAGUAUUGGAGUUGGGCAGCGUACAUUUGAUGAGCCUGGAACGGGCAUACUGUCUCUUGUCCCAGGUGUGCAUUCGAAUGAAUUGGGUAUCCUGGUGGCGGGACUGGAUGUGGCGGGCUUUGAUGCGGCGUGCAGACUCCUACCAAGGCGCACAGGCAUGCUUGUACCUGAAUGGAUUAUCACUACACCUGAGACCAGAUCAAAGGGCAUAGGUGGAAUUGUCGGUGGAGGAUACUAUGAUAAUCGAUGGCGAUCGUUUGGAUAUUAA
Molecule: messenger RNA, 2745 nt
Organism: Phycomyces blakesleeanus NRRL 1555(-)
Lineage: Eukaryota; Fungi; Mucoromycota; Mucoromycetes; Mucorales; Phycomycetaceae
Exons: 17
Coding region: 1-2745 (914 amino acids)
Source: RefSeq, a predicted model, not a curated record